AGAUCAGGACACGGAGGAUUUAAACAGUUUUACUGGAUUAUCUAGAUUCGGCUCGAUUGCUAGCAUCUGUGGGAGCGACACCAGCGCGACCAAUGCAAUUUAUUCGGACGCCAGCAGUUGUGUUGGCGUCGAUCAUUUCGAUUCUAAUGGCAGGAAAGGGUCUUGUGCAUCCAACCUCGAAACGCGGAACACCUGUUAUCACAGGAACCAGGGUACUCUUCCCCUACUUCCACUGUUUCACCCGGCGGAAGUCCACACUCUGGAUACAGCGAGGACCCUGGCCCUUCGGGUCUGCGAACGAGCGAGGUUUUGUUUGGUUACAAUCCUCUCCCACCUGAAACUAGCGCCAACACCUAUCUAGGUCCCAUGGAGCCCACCACAGCAAGCCGCAGGCUCAGUAUACACUCAGCGACGCCACUCCAUGGCAACUUGCAAGUAUCUAGCGCUCAAGCACAACUUU
Messenger RNA from Suillus fuscotomentosus, 460 nucleotides. RefSeq lists its product as uncharacterized. The transcript has 4 exons. The record is from RefSeq and is a predicted model, not a curated record. NCBI's taxonomy places the organism in Eukaryota, Fungi, Basidiomycota, Agaricomycetes, Boletales, Suillaceae. Bases 93 to 338 code for a protein of 81 amino acids.